Messenger RNA from Coprinopsis cinerea okayama7#130, 2970 nucleotides. RefSeq lists its product as hypothetical. Gene Ontology annotation, cellular component: cell cortex; mating projection tip; spindle pole body. Gene Ontology annotation, biological process: mitotic spindle orientation checkpoint signaling; nuclear migration along microtubule; establishment of spindle localization. The record is from RefSeq and is a predicted model, not a curated record. Bases 1 to 2970 code for a protein of 989 amino acids. Lineage: Eukaryota; Fungi; Basidiomycota; Agaricomycetes; Agaricales; Psathyrellaceae. The transcript is spliced from 5 exons. Gene Ontology annotation, molecular function: microtubule binding.
AUGACCAGCGUUCUCAGCGUCGCUUCGUCCUCGUCGUCGCCCUCUCACUACAGUUCCGCCGCCAGCAACAACAGCGUUCCACCGUCACCCUCGAUUCAUUCACAUCGCUCAGCUCUUUCGUCGCGAUCCUCAUUGCUCGACGGGUCCUUGGAAAAGGACGAUGACGAAAACGUCACUAUCACAUCGAAUCGGCUAGCAGGAGCAACAGCGAGUACGAGUUCAAGUCCCAAAGAGCACCACAAGGACCAGAGCAACGAUGAUUUACGCCUACUCGCUAUCUCUACCCACAUCACAGAACUAUCCUAUGCCAUUUCCGACAUCCAGACACGAAUCUUCGAAAUCCAGGAACUGCGCCACAAAUCCCAAUCUCAGUCUCACUCCUCCGACACCAGCUCCCCAAGUUCGAAGGAUACGAAUGUGUCGAAUAUCAUCGACCAGUCGUUGAUGAGCCUUGAUGAGCGACUCGAGUCAGUUGAGAAGGGGAUCAAGGCCGUUGCUGAGAACAUCGAACCCUACACAUCCCCUACAGCCCCAACCCCGACCACAGCGAACACGGUAACACAGUUCUCGGCACCCACGCCAACUGCCACCAACUCUUCAUUUCCCAGCGGACACUCUGCUGAAGUUGCCGCGUUACUUCGGAAGCAUGCCGCAUUGCUCCAGGACUGGGAAGCUGUUCAGGACGAGAGUGAUGUACUUCGGGAGGAACUUAAGGAGGACAAAUGGUUAACUGUGUUCAGGACUGUAACCGACCAAGCGGAUGGGAUGAUGAGCAGUCUGGAGAAAGCGGUUAAUCGGUGUCAAGACUUUAUCUACCAAGUGCACAAUCCACGUCCUGGCAUUACAUCAGAAGAAUUCUUCUCUUCCUCUUCAAGCCCUGAGCGGCCACAAGUCAACCUUGAUACGUUCCAUUCCCUGCUUGAAUCCUAUGAGGCGAAGAAGAAACAUUACAUGCCUGCCACGUCCAAGGUUCUUGCCAUUAUCGACCGAGGUGUACGCGACCGUGUGACGAAGAACGGAGAAACCCUUCGACGACAUUCUGAAUCAGCACAACGGUGGAAGACACUUCGUGACCGGAUAGCACGGACAGACGCGGAAUUGGAGAAGGUUCGAAAGAUCCUACUCAAUUCCGAUUCAACGGGGAGCGAGAACGACUCUAGCACCUCUGGAACCAACCCAUCAACAGGAAGGACAGGCUAUCUCGCCACUCCACCAAACUCGCAACGUUCCAAGCUCGAGAAGGCCGAGAAAGGUGGACUCUCAAGGUCGAUCUCGCCCUUCAGGAAAUUUGCGCGGAAGAUCACUGGCAGCGGCAGGUCCAGCAAUGCAGGUGCCACUCCCGCAAGUCCGAAUACUCCUGCUGUUGUAAGCCCUCUUUCGGUUACGAAGAAGACCAAGUCCCCGCCUGUAGCGGCGACAGUAAGUGCCCCUCCUACGCAGACACUGAGGAGACAACGAACGUCCCUGUUUGCCACUGUCAAGAGCCAUGAUCCUCACACCCCCGAACGACCUGGCCACAAACACAGUAUGAGCGUCACACCAGAGUCUUCUCCUCGUGUCAUGGACACCGCGGCUUCGGUGACGAAGACGUUUUCCGGCUAUAGCACGACCAUGGGGAAGUCCCGCACCUCAUUGUCCACUACUGGCACCCCCUCUUCUUCAAAACCGAGCUGGAACAGCAGUACCAAGGUUGAAGACGAGAGGAAGAUUACGACGAGAACGCCAGGUCGAACUUCACGACCCCCUUCUGCGACUGGCAUGUACAAGUCCUUCAGUAGCAUGGGUACGGGCAAUGAUGUACCGCCGGUACCACCGCUCAAUCCCACGGGGACGCCAUAUCGUCGCAGCGUUUCCAGGGCUUCCGUAACGUCUUCAAGACCGUGGUCCCCACUUGGCUCUUCCACCUCACACUCGUCCUCUGCUCAGAACGGACUCCCCAUCUCCGUGACCAGCAGCGCUGGCUCAUAUUCCAAUGGAUAUAGAGCCGGUUCCCGCCCUCCAUCACGAGCCCAGACCCCAUCCCGGAUGGUCAGCAAUAGCACUGCGCUGUCCAUGGCCACUACUCCCAGAGCAAGGCCAAAGACCCCGUCACAUAUCCCCGGACCAGGAAAGUCGAGAUCCAUCUCUUCUUCGGCAGCGGUGAGAUCAUCAGACUGGAGCCCUGGUGACAUGUACUCGCCCGAGAACUACAACCGUGCCCUGUCUCCAACCUUCUCUGUCUCUGGACAAAGUGCUAGCGGACAUGUGACACAUCCGCCACGGCCACCUAGUCGGUCCAUGAUUCCUAUUCCAUCUGUCCACCUCAGCGCAACGAGCCCUGGUGCAAGAUCGACUUCCUCGAUGUCGCACGUCCCAGGUGGUUACGCGUACAAUCGCUCCGGAGCAGAGAGUCCAACUCUUCGGAUGGCCCAGUUCAAGGCCAACGCAAGAAGAUCGCAGACGCCCGACCUGUUGAUGAUGAGCCCAAGUGCUAGUGGGAGUAGCAGUCGGAAUAAAGCACCCCCAUCUAGUUUCCGCGAUGGGAGUGCUAAUGGCACACCCUCAUCGAGACCGAGCUCUCGUGCCGGAGCACAUACCCCAAGUUUCAGCAUGUUCGACAAUAGCUCCAAGUUGAGCUUGAGCGGAGAUGCUGGAAACUUUGGGUUCGAGUAUGUGGUUGGGAACCCCCACGAUCCCUUGGACGUCGAAGUGGGGAAGGUGGUUAACAGUAUCCCUCAUGGGAUGAUCAUCGAGCGUGUCGACCCACCUUUGAAGAAACCGCCUAAAGCUGGUGAAGAGGUGAAAGCACAAUAUGCGUUCUCGAGCGCUUUGGGGAGGAAGGUGAUUACUUGCCGGUUAACCACCUUGACCCGGGCAACUAGGGUCCCUGCGACCGAGGGAGAAGAUGGUGCAGAUGGUGGCAAGGCGAGGGUGACGAUGGUGACGACGAAGAAAGUGAUGUGCCGUGUUGGAGGAGGUAAGCUGGUCUAG